AUGUGCUCCCCUUCUCCAGGCUCCUGGGGUUGGACCAAACAAAAUGAAAUGUGGGAACCCGUUUGGUCAAAACUGGCUUCCACAUGGACAGCAUGCAGGGAGUUGGAAAAGUGUGGCUGCAAGUCUGGCUGUGAUUCCCAAUGUUGUUCAUGUCGACGCAUAGGUUUACCUUGCACACUUCAGUGCAAAUGCAAUGAUGCAUGUUUAAACAAGAGUGAAAAUCAUGAAGACCCUUCAGAAUGAGAUCACGAAAAAUUACUAGACUGAGGGUCUCCAUAUUCUAGGUACUUUUUAACGACCCUGUACACUAAUUUUUAAUAAACUCUCAACAG
Messenger RNA from Ceutorhynchus assimilis (cabbage seed weevil), 332 nucleotides. Lineage: Eukaryota; Metazoa; Arthropoda; Insecta; Coleoptera; Curculionidae. The record is from the annotation of a GenBank genome assembly.